This is a messenger RNA of Spinacia oleracea (spinach), 1026 nucleotides long. RefSeq lists its product as uncharacterized. Bases 358 to 873 code for a protein of 171 amino acids. Lineage: Eukaryota; Viridiplantae; Streptophyta; Magnoliopsida; Caryophyllales; Amaranthaceae. The record is from RefSeq and is a predicted model, not a curated record. The transcript has 6 exons.
UGGUGUAAAUCAAUUGGCUGGUGGCGAGACGGGGGGUGGUUUGAUCAUUUGAUGUUGAUGUUCCGGAAAAAGAACCGAUUUUUAACAACUAACUUUUGACUGUGAUUGAAUGAGUAGGGAGAGAAUUAAUUGAGUGGAAAAUGGAUUAGGAAAAUAAGGGUAAUAUGGAAAUAUAGAUUGAAUUAUACACAUAUGUUGCAAAAAUUGACCUCAAUUUCUUAGACUUUUUGGGUCUGCAGAAGUGAUUUGAUGAGCUAUUAUUUAGAACUUUUUUGGGAUUGGAGGAGAAAGGAGGUACAUCGAUUAUUACGCGUGGGUAGGUGUACCUUGUACGUGUAACUUUUGGGUUGAAACUUAAUGCCUUCUAUGAUAUCUCCUCAAUGGCAGGACAAAGCUAGUGGGUUUUUUUCCGCUUCAGGGGUUAAACUUAAGGAAGCGGGGAAUCAAGCUGGGACUUUUGCCAAGGAUGCAAAAGAGAACGUGGUUGAUGCAGCUGAAAGAGUUGGGUCUGUGUUUAAAAGUAAAUGGUCACUUUUCCAGCAACCCUCUACUAAGCAUGCUGUGCAGGAGAGGUUUCUUUCAGCUGCUGCUUCAACAAGCUUCCUCGUAAGGAAAGGAAUCUCAGAGACCAAAGAAAAAGUUUCUGUAGGAAAGAUAAAAGUUGAGGAGGUGGCAAAGAAAACUGCACAAAGAAGUAAAUCCUUUAUAUCAGAUAUUGAAAGAUGGCAAAAAGGUGUUGCAAGCAGUGACGGUCUACACUCCGAGGAUUGCGCCUUAUGCGAGGAAUUUGAUGUGGUUCGUGAGCAAUGGGCUAAGUUUUUUACCAACAAGUAUUUAUUAUUGGCUUUAGCGCGCUUGAUCGAGUUGGUUUAGUUGUUAUAGAAUAAAUUUUAUAUUAAAAUGUAUGUUUAUGUUGAAAUUGGAACAUAUAUUUAAAUGUAAUAUGUGCACUUUGGUUUUGGGAUAUAUAGUAUACAAAACUCCAGUUGUUGUUUUUAUAUUUGUUAUAUAGGUUGCGUUAUUCUA